Messenger RNA from Parasteatoda tepidariorum (common house spider), 3144 nucleotides. RefSeq names its product nuclear receptor-binding protein. Lineage: Eukaryota; Metazoa; Arthropoda; Arachnida; Araneae; Theridiidae. Gene Ontology annotation, biological process: protein phosphorylation. Gene Ontology annotation, molecular function: protein kinase activity; ATP binding. The record is from RefSeq and is a predicted model, not a curated record.
CAAUUUUUCUGAUUUAAAAUAACGUUUCUAGAAACUUGUGUUCAAAAGCAUUUAUGUAUUUGUACUGAGACAGGUUAAUAUGGCUGCGACUAAUAAAAGUGUCGACUCUAGUGAUGUGGUUAAAACGCGUGAAAGUUGCGAUGAUUCCGAAGAUGAAAGUGAAAUAUUAGAGGAAAGUCCUUGUGGGAGAUGGUUCAAAAGGCGUGAAGAGGUUCAACAACGAGACAUACCAGGUAUCGAUGCAGCAUAUCUUGCUAUGGAUACUGAUGAAGGCGUUGAAGUGGUUUGGAAUGAAGUGCAGUUUUCUGAAAGGAAAAAUUUCUUGUCUCAAGAGGACAAGAUUCGUGACAUGUUUGAUAGUCUGACUCGUCUGGAUCAUCCUAACAUUGUUAAGCUUCAUAAGUAUUGGAUGGAUAAGGAUUCAGAAUGUCCUAGAGUCAUAUUUAUUACUGAAUACAUGUCUAGUGGAUCUCUGAAGCAGUUUUUGAAGAAAACCAAGCGUAAUGUCAUAAAGUUGCCUUUACUGUCAUGGAAGCGGUGGUGCUCUCAGAUUCUUUCUGCUUUGAAUUAUUUACAUUCAUGCUCUCCCCCUAUAAUCCAUGGCAAUUUGACAUGUGAUACUAUAUUUAUACAGCAUAAUGGGCUGAUUAAGAUAUGUUCCGUUGUUCCUGAUGCCAUUCUCUACCACAUAAAAACCAACCACAAAGACUUAAAAAAUAAACAUUUCACUGCUCCAGAGUACAUGUCUAAAACACUUCCUCAUCUGACCCAAGCUGUUGAUGUUUAUGCUUUUGGUAUGUGUGCUUUAGAAAUGGCAGCUUUAGAAAUAUCAGCCUCUGGCGAUAAAGAGAGCCAAGUUACAGAAUGUAUUGUGAAUAAAACGAUUGAUUCGUUGGAAAAUCAUCUACAAAAAGAUUUUAUCCAGAAGUGCCUUUGUAAAAAUCCAUGUGAUAGAGCAACGAUCAGAGAACUUUUAUUUCAUUCAGUUAUAUUUGAAGUACAUUCUCUAAAACUGUUAGCUGCUCAUGCCAUUGUAAAUUCUGCCAUUUACCAACCGGAUCAGCUGACCGAUGAGGUUUUGUUUGUUAAGUAUGACACAGAAGAUGUUCUUGCUCACGUACCAUUCCAAGGUAAAUUACCUGGACCUAUGGUAACCCGAACCAAAGCUAAGAAGUUGGAGAUAGAAAAAUUUCUGAAUGAUGUCCGGAAUGGUAUAUACCCUCUCACUGCUUACGCUAUGUCUCAUCCCAUCGUACAGAAGCGUCCCUUGUUGUCUGAUUCUUCGAGGUCCACAUCGAUUGCCCCGCAAGAAAUUGAAACUCGUAGAAUUGUGAAUAUAAUGUGUAAUGUUAAACCACAAGAGCAGGGGCCAAACUAUGUGUUGACUAUACUUCUGAGGAUGGAUGACAAAAUGAAUCGGCAGUUGUCUUGUGAAAUAACUAAAGAUGAUGAUUUUGCUGGUUUGUCAGAGGAAUUAGUAUAUCACGGGUUUAUUAGUGAUGAAGAUAGAGAGAUGGUGGCAAAUUUAAUUGGAGACACUAUUAGCCGUCGCCAUAUACCUGAUCUGCCUAAUACCAAUAAGUCUUAACAGAAUUUGCAACUUUCAUAUUGCUUAAGAAAAUGAGGUUAAACAGCUUGUGAAUGAAUUAAUAUUUCCUCUCAAUAUAAAUAUGUGCACAACAUAUGGCCAGCGUACCUUCGAACCAGAUACUAAUGUAUAAACUAUGUAAUUGCAUUAGGGAAGGCUGUAGUUUUUUAUUUUACUUUUAAAUCUGUUGUAACAUUAAACUUACAAGUGUGUAGGACCUAAUCAAAAUGUUAAAAGAUUAUUACUUGUAAAAAAGAAAGUAAGUUUAGAAUAUUAAUAACUCAAAGAUUUAUUUAAUAUCAAAGAUUUAUUCAAUAUCAAAGAUUUAUUCAAUAUCAAAGAUUUAUUCAAUAUUUAAUAAUAUAAAGUCAUGAAUAAAUUUAUAUAUGCUUUAAGCAAUAAUAUCAGCAAGGAAAGGAUUGUAACUUGUAAUUUUGUUCUUUGAAAGAGAAAAGUUUAAAACUUACUUUAUUCUAUUUUAAAUAUUGACGAUACGUUUUUUUUUCUUUCAGCAACAAAAGGUAUUUUAAAUUAUUUUAUUAUUAUUAAUAUGAAUGAAGCAAUAAAUAACUUAAUCAUUAGAGACCUGGCCAAAUUUUAUUUAGUUCGAUUCAGCAAAAGCUGUAUUGUUUUUUCCAUUGCAUUUCAUUUGGAUCAGGUUGUGCAUCCUUACUUUAUAAUAUUAGGAUAUAUUUUUAAAAAUAUUUUUAAGCUGAUUAGACUGAUUAUAUGGAACGCAACAAUAGGCCAAAGGCUCAGUUUUGUGUUAUUAUACAACAAAGUUUUCAUUAUGGGAAAUUAACUUAUUAUAAUUGGUAUAUUAUUCUACUUCAUGUAGUAAUUUUUUAAUUAGGGAUAUAAAAGUUUUAUAUUAUAAAGGAUAUAUUUAUCUUGUUAAUGUGCUUUAAGAUUUUUAAUAAAUAAGUUAAUUAAAAGUAUUUACAUGUAUAGUAUAUUGGUGAAAUUAGAUAGUAAAAUUUUAUUUAAAGUUGCUUAAAAUGAUCUUUAACAUAAUAUUAGAAAUAAGCAAGGAUACAGGUAUGGGAAAUACUGUAGACCGCUGAUUAUCCGGACCAAGUCUGAUCCUGGUAAAGAAAAACUGAGGUAAUUGGACAACUUUAAAAAAUGGCUUUGUUAAUGUUUUUAAGUAACUUCCCAUCAUACUUUUUCCAGGCUUAGGAUUGGCAAUUGUAAUUGCGUCUAUUAUAGUAUACUACAAAUAAUGUGUUGAAAAGUUUGAAAAUUUUAUUGAAAAACUGUUUCUUUAUUAAACUCCUUGCCACCCACUUCGAAACUGAGUGGAAAGAACGUUAGGUUCUCUGCAAAGUCACAGAAGGACAAAAGCCAUUUUUAAACACCGUUUAAAAUAUUCUGAAAAUAAAAACAUUUUUGCAAUUAUUAUUAUGAAGAAGAAGAAGAUGGGAAAAAUGCAUGGUCAUUGAUAAUCAUACAAUCCGAUUAAUUGGCGUUCAGAUAAUUGGUGCUCUACUGUAGAUAUAUAUAUAUACAUUGGUUAUAAGCUUAUUGUUUUCUAACUGGAAGAAAAAAAUAUUUUU